AUGGGAUCCAACACUCCUCAAUGGACUCCUCAGACAGUGCUGUCUACCCUCCCCCACCCUCCAGAGGAGAACACGACUUCGCCCAUUCCCUUCUUCCAUCUCCUUGAGCGCCUGAAGACCACAAAGCGCGAAGGCUGGCGCCGCUUCGGUAUCAAUGGCGAAUCGAUCUCCGACCACAUGUAUCGCAUGUCGAUCAUGACGAUGUUUGCCCCGUCCGAACUGGCCUCCAAACUCAACAUCCCGCACUGCACCAAGAUGGCCCUGAUCCACGAUAUGGCCGAAUCGCUCGUCGGCGAUAUUACCCCCGUGGACAAGGAGGUGACCAAGGCCGAGAAGGCUCGUCGCGAAGCUGACGUUAUGGACUAUAUUACCGAGACCCUGUUGGGCAAGAUCCCUGGCGGCGCGUUGUCUGCCCAGGAGAUCAAGCGCGUGUUCCAGGAGUAUGAAGACAACGUCACGCUCGAGGCUCAAUUCGUUCACGAUAUCGAUAAGAUGGAGCUGCUCCUCCAGAUGGUGGAGUACGAGCGUGCUCACAAUGUCGACUUGUCCGAGUUCGAGCGCGUCGCCAGUCGCGUUCAACUACCGGAGAUCAAAGUCUGGGCUCAGCAGGUCGUUGCCGAGCGCCCGAAGCGUGCAUGA
Penicillium daleae is the source of this 639-nucleotide messenger RNA. Its product is annotated as HD domain-containing protein. The transcript has 2 exons. Gene Ontology annotation, cellular component: cytoplasm. Gene Ontology annotation, molecular function: 5'-deoxynucleotidase activity. Bases 1 to 639 code for a protein of 212 amino acids. The record is from RefSeq and is a predicted model, not a curated record. NCBI's taxonomy places the organism in Eukaryota, Fungi, Ascomycota, Eurotiomycetes, Eurotiales, Aspergillaceae.